AUGAAGGCUGCCUACACCGCCUAUCGAUGCCUCACCAAAGACCUAGAAGGCUGCGCCAUGAACCCGGAGCUGACAAUGGAAAGUCUGGGCACUUUGCACGGGCCGGCCGGCGGCGGCAGUGGCGGGGGCGGCGGCGGUGGGGGCGGCGGGGGCGGCGGCGGGGGCCCGGGCCAUGAGCCGGAGCUGCUGGCCAGCCCUAGCCCCCACCACGCGGGCCGCGGCGCCGCCGGCUCGCUGCGGGGCCCUCCGCCGCCGCCCCCGCCGCCGCCGCCCACGGCGCACCAGGAGCUGGGCACGGCGGCGGCGGCCGCGGCGGCGGCGGCGGCGUCGCGCUCGGCCAUGGUCACUAGCAUGGCCUCGAUCCUGGACGGCGGCGACUACCGGCCCGAGCUGUCCAUCCCGCUCCACCACGCCAUGAGCAUGUCCUGCGACUCGUCGCCGCCCGGCAUGGGCAUGAGCAACACCUACACCACGCUGACGCCGCUGCAGCCGCUGCCGCCCAUCUCCACUGUCUCGGACAAGUUCCACCACGCGCACCCGCACCCGCACCCGCACGCGCACCAUCACCAUCACCAGCAGCAGCGCCUCCCGGGCAGCGUCAGCGGCGGCUUCGCGCUCCUGCGCGACGAGCGCGGGCUCCCGGCCAUGAACAGCCUCUACAGCCCCUACAAGGAGGUGCCGGGCAUGGGCCAGAGCCUGUCCCCGCUGGCCGCCACGCCGCUGGGCAACGGGCUGGGCGGGCUCCACAACGCGCAGCAGAGCCUGCCCAGCUACGGGCCCCCGGGCCCCGACAAGAUGCUCAGCCCCAACUUCGACGCGCACCACACUGCCAUGCUGACCCGCGGCGACCAGCACCUGUCCCGCGGCCUGGGCACCCCGCCCGCGGCCAUGAUGUCGCACCUCAACGGCCUGCACCACCCGGGCCACGCUCAGUCCCACGGGCCGGUGCUGGCGCCCAGCCGCGAGAGGCCACCCUCGUCGUCUUCGGGAUCGCAGGUGGCCACCUCCGGCCAGCUGGAGGAGAUCAACACCAAAGAGGUGGCCCAGCGCAUCACCGCCGAGCUGAAGCGCUACAGCAUCCCGCAGGCGAUCUUCGCGCAGAGGGUGUUGUGCCGGUCUCAGGGGACUCUCUCCGACCUGCUCCGGAACCCCAAACCGUGGAGUAAACUCAAAUCUGGCAGGGAGACCUUCCGCAGGAUGUGGAAGUGGUUGCAGGAGCCCGAGUUCCAGCGCAUGUCCGCCUUACGCCUGGCAGCGUGCAAACGCAAAGAGCAAGAGCCCAACAAGGACAGGAACAAUUCCCAGAAGAAAUCCCGCCUGGUGUUCACUGACCUCCAACGCCGAACGCUCUUCGCCAUCUUCAAGGAGAACAAGCGCCCGUCCAAAGAGAUGCAGAUCACCAUUUCCCAGCAGCUGGGCCUGGAGCUCACGACCGUCAGCAACUUCUUCAUGAACGCCCGGCGCCGCAGCCUGGAGAAGUGGCAGGACGACCUGAGCUCGGGCGGCGCCUCCUCCGCCUCCGGCGCUUGCACCAAAGCGUGA
This is a messenger RNA of Rangifer tarandus platyrhynchus (Svalbard reindeer), 1542 nucleotides long. NCBI's taxonomy places the organism in Eukaryota, Metazoa, Chordata, Mammalia, Artiodactyla, Cervidae. The record is from the annotation of a GenBank genome assembly.